Cuscuta epithymum is the source of this 5093-nucleotide messenger RNA. The record is from the annotation of a GenBank genome assembly. NCBI's taxonomy places the organism in Eukaryota, Viridiplantae, Streptophyta, Magnoliopsida, Solanales, Convolvulaceae.
GAGCAAACUUGGAGAUCAAGAUUGGAGCGAAUGGAUAAAUAUAGGGACUAGUAUAAUAACUCCGGAUUUUUCUCUCAGGAGUAAAAACCUUCCAAAAAUGCGCAAGCUUUCACAUUGUUAUUAGAAUCACCUUAAACCCUUCUCUUCCGUUUUGCUGAGCCCUCUCCAAUGGCGGCUGACUCUGGACAGCAAACCAUUACGAGGGUCAGAAAAUUGAGUGUUCCGACUAAUCGAAAACUCUGUAAAGGUCAGAAAGUUGAGGUAAGGAGUAAUGAAGAUGGGUUCCUAGGCUCAUGGCACCCUGGAACAGUGGUUUCACUAGGAAGCUUAACUCGUCGGGUGAAAUAUGAUCACAUCUUAUGUGAAAAAAGAUCCACCAAUUUGGUUGAACGUGUGAAAGUUAGUCCCUUGAUUGAUGGGGUCAAACCUGCUGAUUGGAACCCAGACCCCUACCGCGGUAUGAUAAGGCCUUUUCCGCCGCCACUUCACGUUGUAAACAGGACUCUUCACUAUGGAGAAUGUGUCGAUUUCUUUUAUCAGGAUGCAUGGUGGGAAGGUGUGAUUUUCGAUCAUGAAGAUGGUUCUGAGAACCGGCAGGUAUUCUUUCCAGAUAUGGGUGAUGAAAUGACAGCCUGUGUAAACAAGCUUCGGAUCACUCAGGACUGGAAUGAGGUUUCCGAGGAAUGGAAGCUUCGUGGGAGUUGGAUCUUCCUUGAAUUGGUUGAGGAAGUGGCAAAAAAGAUUCCCCUUCUAGUCUCUUUGAAGCAAAUCUGGUAUGAAGUAAGGGAGAAGAGUGAGUUUAAGGACUGGACUUUUUCUGAUAGGAGUUAUUGGAGGGGAUUGGUUUCCUUAGUCCUAUUGGAUAAUUUUAAGCCUACCAUCACUCACUUUUUUAGUGUAUUGGACUAUUCACAAGGGUUUCUUCAGGAAGGACAAUCAUUUGACUUUUCUCAACAGCUUCUUAAUGAUGUAUUGGAUUCCGUAGAUUUUACUGAUGACUCUCUUUCCCUCUGCCUUCCCUGGACAUUUCCUCAUAACAUCAGUGCUUCCAAUGUUCAAGAAACUCUUGCCAAGGAAAAUGCUCCUAAGGAUUUUGCUCCAACCAUAGAUAAUGGUAGAAAAGUUCAUUGUAAAAGUUCGGAAGUGUCUGUUGAUAAAAUCAAACAUUCUAAAAGGAGAACCAAAUUGAAGUGGACUCCUAUUGACCUUGAAGCCCAGUAUUUGCCUGAAGCAGUGGCAGAAUUUAAAAACUUAUAUAUGUCGGGUAGUAAAGCUCCAGAUGAAGUAAAUGAGAAUGUAAGAAAACAUCUUUUAUAUAUAGGCUGGACGGUUGAGUUUGCAAUUGACAAGAAGAGUACUAGGUUCCGCUACAUUCCACCUUCCGGACCUUCAUUUAUGUCACUUGCACAAAUUUGUAAGGAGAUGGACAUAGAGUCACAUGACACUCUUUCAGAAUACAGAAGAGCCCAAACAAAGUGGUCUCCCAUUCUCCUUCAACCCAAGCUUUUCCCUGAAGAAGUGGCAGAAUUCAAAAGGCUUUCUCUGUCGAAUGUCCGACAUCGGAAAGAUCUUUAUCCUAAAUUAAGGAGACACCUUCUGGGUCUAGGAUGGAAAAUCGAGCACGCAGUUGGUUUAUUUAAGUCUAAGAUACGGUAUGUUUCACCUUCCGGGACUUCAGUAUACACACUUUUAAAUAUUUUUAAGGAUCAUCAAGAGGCUCUCUCUGUGGUCUCCCUGCAUGACCAAAGAAGUGAAGAUGGCAAAGAAGAACAAUCUCGCCCUUCUAUGGAUGAAGACAUUAUUAUUGCCCCUGAGUUCUGUCCUCAGGCAGUCAAUGACUAUGUACUCAUUAUGUCUCCAGACCCACUAUCCAAAAAGUGUAAGAAAACAAUCAAUGAGAUUGCAGAUAAAGCUAAAAAGCAUUUAGUUUUCAGCAAUUGGAAAAUCUAUGCAAUUUGUAAAGGCAUUGAUAAGAAGGAAGUUCGAUAUAUGUCUCCUGACGGAAGAAUAUUCUACUCACUUGUAACUGCUUGCAAACACUAUCUCAAGGAGAACACAUGUUCUGCCAGUGAUGCAUCUUGCCCCAGGGGGCAAAGCGAGUCUACACAUGUUGAUGUGGACCAUGUUCAGCCAGGUCAUAGUGAAGUGCAAAGGAAGAGGAAGUUGAGGGAAUUAAUUAGGGGAGAAGAUGUCGCCAAAGGUUCUCAUUCCGCAAGUCGUGUGCUAAGAUCGUAUAAAAGAGCUAGGCAGGUGGGUCCCUCUUCCUCUCACCAAACGCCUCGUAGUGUUUUGUCUUGGUUGGUAGAGAAUAAUGUGGUUCCGUCUAGCACAAGAGUACAAUAUCGUGAAAGGGAAGAUAGCCCUCCGAAGAGGGAGGGGCUAAUUAGUGACUCUGGAAUCAAAUGCCAUUGCUGCCAGGAGAUUUAUGGACUCAGUAAAUUUGGAGCUCAUGCGGGAAGCAGUGAUCAUUGCCCUUCAAGGAAUAUCUUUUUGGAUGAUGGAAGGUCGCUUCUAGAUUGCCAAGUCGAGAUGAAACAUAAACUUUAUGCAAAGAAGAAAGAACCAAAGAUAAAGAAAGGGGGUCAGCACAACAAAAUUAAUGACUAUAUAUGCUCCAUCUGUCAUGAUGGCGGUCAACUAAUCCUAUGUGACAUGUGUCCAUCAUCUUUUCAUCCUGGCUGCCUGGGAAUUGAGGAACUUCCAGAAGGUGAUUGGUUUUGCCCAUUUUGCUGCUGUGGAAUCUGUGGUCAGAGCAAAGAUUUACUUGCAGAUAAUAAUGCUAUCAACUGUUCUCAAUGCGAGCAUCAAUAUCACGUUGGAUGUGUAAGAAAUAAUGGUGUUCCAAAGAAUGAUAGCUACCCCGAAGGAUAUUGGUUUUGCAAUACAAGAUGCCAACAGAUAUUUUUGGGUCUUCAUAAACUUUUGGGAAAACCAAUUCAUUUGGGGACUAAUGACCUGUCCUGGACAUUGUUGAAGUACAAAGAAACAGAAAAAUCUUCUCUUGAUGCUCCAGAAGAUGAGGUUUCAAUAGAGAAUUAUAGCAAGCUCAAUGUUGCCCUUGGUGUGAUGCAUGAAUGUUUUGAGCCUAUUAAAGAAUCUCGAACUGGGAGAGAUCUCAUGGAAGAUAUUGUUUUUAAUAGAUGGUCUGAACUUAGUCGUUUGAAUUUUCAAGGAUUCUAUACUGUCCUUUUGGAGAGAAAUGAUGAGCUCAUUACAGUGGCUACUCUAAGGGUUCAUGGAGAAAAGGUAGCUGAGGUUCCAUUUAUCGCCACCCGUUUUCAAUAUCGCCGGCUUGGGAUGUGUAAAAUUUUGAUGAAUGUACUAGAGAAGAAACUAAAUGAAUUAGGAGUAGAGAGGCUAGUUUUGCCAGCUGCUAAAAGUGUAUUAGACACAUGGACAAGCUCAUUUGGAUUCUCCGUAAUUCAAGAGUCAGAGAGGUUGGACUUCUUGGAUUUCAGUAUACUUAAUUUUCAUGGAACAGUCAUGUGCCAGAAACUCUUGGCAAGAAAAUACAUGGAGUUGACUGUCUUUACAGGUUCCACCCAACACAUUUUCAGCACAGUCAAUAAGUACAGUUCUGAGGUGGAUGGGACAAGCCCUGUUUCUGAGGUCGUUCAAGCCGACCAAAAUCACAGGAGUGUCAUCAUGGACCAAGGACCAGUCGAUACGCCGGGAGGAACCCUUACCAGCAGCAAAAUCAACCAAGCUCCCCUACUUCUUACGUUCAAACAAACUGCUGAUGCUCCCGAUCGAAAGGACGGUAGCACAGAGGUUGGUUUUCUUAAAUGCUACAAGCGGAGGAAGAGACUAUUAUCUGUUGAAGCCCAAGUGCUUGUUCAUGGAGAGGUAACUGAUGGUUAAGCAGCUGGUUAUUUAUUGAGAAGGGGCCAUCCAAUAAUGAAAAUUCCGAGUCUGAUAUUUUUCUGCUAGCUUUUAAAUUGUAAAUGGUGUAGUUUAUGAGAGGAACAAUAAGAGUUCUAUGGCUGCCUCUCCAAGACCAAAGUCUAUGUUUUGUGUACAGUUUAGGUAGUUGUGGUAUAUUCCUUCAGCCUAUAAUCUUUUGGAGUAAAAAAAACAGUUUCCGGGAGGGUGCACACAUGAAUCAAAUUUUUGCAGAUUCCUAUAACUCGACUGGACCGAGGCCCGCAGUGGGCCCAGGUUGCCGGUAUGAUUAUAUUUAUAUAGAGGAAUGUUCAGGUCUGAACAUUCCCCGUCCGAGCACCGUCCAAACAUAGACGUUUGGGACACUUUCCGGUAGAAUUUUUUGAUGGAUUUUUUUGAGCAUGUUCCUCAUCAAGUCUAGUUUGUCCAUAUCAAAUUUCAGCUCAAAAUUCGACCGGGGAGACAUUCAAAUCAUUUUUUGAAGUUGACUGCGUCAAAAUAUAAAGACUUGAAAUUUGAGUGUCUUCAAAAACUGAUUUGAAUGUCUUCCCGAUCGAAUUUUGAGCUGAAAUUUGGUAUGGACAAACUAGACUUGAUGAGGAACAUGCUCAAAAAAUUUCAUCAAAAAUUUCCACCGGGAAGGGCCCUAAACGAGGAUGUUCGGACGGAGGCUCCUGUCCGAACGUUCGGACCUGAUCAUUCUUGUGUGUGAGUGUGUGGACUUCUUGUUGUAUACACUUUUAUACUCAUCUUAUACCCACCAUGUCGGGGGACAAAAAUAUGACUAAAUUGUUUAUGUGUACUUUUACAGUCACUAUAAAAUUUGAAUAUAAUCAAUGGUCAUUAAAGUUACUGUGUUACAUUUUUACCCAAUAUUUUUAUUUUUGUCAUAUUUUAAAAAGGGUAAGAGUCUUAGAGUAUUCUUUUGAUCCAUAUUCUUUGUAGAAAAAUGAUGUUUGUACACAACCAAAAUUGUUCUUUGUAUUCUACUAGACCAAACACGAUACUAGUAAAAAAAGAGGUCUUAUACAAAUAUAUACGUAAUUCAUAUUUGAAAGUAUUGGAUGCUUACGUUAGAAUAGCAAUGGCUACAUAUAAGAAGGGAAAAGGUGCAAAUAUGCUCAUGUACUAACCAAAAAAGUCAAAUAAACCCUUAUUUAGGAGGCUCUGUCCGGCCGUCAUUAUUUGGAGUGGUUUCCGGUGGAAUUUUU